Messenger RNA from Oenanthe melanoleuca, 2340 nucleotides. RefSeq names its product drebrin like (gene DBNL). Gene Ontology annotation, cellular component: dendrite; actin filament; site of polarized growth. NCBI's taxonomy places the organism in Eukaryota, Metazoa, Chordata, Aves, Passeriformes, Muscicapidae. Gene Ontology annotation, molecular function: actin filament binding. The transcript has 14 exons. Gene Ontology annotation, biological process: neuron projection morphogenesis; regulation of actin filament polymerization; positive regulation of dendritic spine morphogenesis. The record is from RefSeq and is a predicted model, not a curated record. Bases 53 to 1453 code for a protein of 466 amino acids.
GCGGUACCGGGGGGCGGUGCCGGUAGCACCGGCGGGCGGAGCGGGCGCGGCCAUGGCGCUGAACCUGGCCAAGAACGGGCGGGCGCUGCAGGAGGCCUACGGGAGCGUGGUGGCCGCGGGGAGCCGCACGGACUGGGCUCUGUUCACCUAUGAAGGCAACAGCAAUGACCUGCGAGUGGCUGGCUCUGGAGAUGGGGGGCUGGAGGAGAUGGUGGAGGAGCUCAACAGCGGGAAGGUGAUGUACGGCUUCUGCCGCGUGAAGGAUCCCAACUCCGGGCUGCCCAAAUACGUGCUGGUCAACUGGACAGGUGAAGGUGUCAAUGACGUGCGGAAAGGAGCCUGCGCCAACCACGUCAGCACUGUGGCCAACUUCCUGAAGGGGGCUCAUGUCACCAUCAAUGCCCGGGCAGAGGAGGACGUGGAGCCUGAACUCAUCAUGGAGAAGGUGGCCAAGGCCUCCGGGGCCAACUACAGCUUCCACAAGGAGAGCAGCAAGUUCCAGGACUCGGGGCCCCAGGCUCCCGUGGGCUCUGUGUACCAGAAGACGAACGCAAUGUCUGAAAUCAAGCGGGUCAAUAAGGAUAAUUUCUGGGCCAAAGCAGAGAAGGAUGAGGAGAACCGGCGGCUGGAGGAGAAGAGGCGCGCGCAGGAGGAGCGGCAGCGGCGCGAGCGCGAGCAGCGGCAGCGGGAGCUGCAGGAGGCGGCGGGCCGGGAGCAGGUCUUUAAAGCCAGAUCCAGUGAAAUCGAAGCCCAGAAGAGACUCCAGCAGCAGCAGGAGGCUGAGAACAGGGACAGGGAGCAGCAGCAAUGGGAGGAGCGGGCUGAGCAGCAGCAGCAGCAGCAGCAGCAGCGCGGGGCCGGCCGGGUCAGCGAGUCGCUGGAGAAGGCGCAGGAGGCUGCCACGCUGGUCGCGCAGAGAGCCGUCAACCCCCGCGACAUCUUCAGGCAGAGGGAGCGAGCGGGGCCGGGCCCGGGGCUGCCGGCACAGCCAGGGAAGCUGCGCAGCCCAUUCCUGCAGAAGGAGACGAACUCUGUGCCCGCUCCUGCCUCCCCCAGCCGGGAUGUUUGGGGGGCCCCCCCAGCCUCCCCAGCACCUGCAGCAGGACGGGACUCUGGAUACAAUUCUGGUGUCCCGGGGUCCCACGUGGAGGAGAAUCUGUAUGAGGAGCCUCCGGAGCCCUCGGCCAUCUACGAGGAACCACCCCAGGAGCAAGCUGAUGAUGCCAAAUAUGACUACGGGGUGGAGUACCAGGAGCCACCGGACCUGGCGGGGAAGGGGCUCUGUGCCCGGGCACUCUAUGACUACCAGGCUGCUGAUGACACCGAGAUCUCCUUUGAUCCUGAGAACAUCAUCACCAACAUCGAGAUGAUCGAUGAGGGCUGGUGGCGCGGCUACGGCCCCGACGGCCACUUCGGGAUGUUCCCUGCCAACUACGUGGAGCUGAUAGAGUAGGGACUGCCUCGGGGGCUGGCGGGGCUCCAGCCCCGGGACUGCUCCAGGCCCCCGAGCCUCAGCUCCUGCCUGAUCCUUCCAAACACACGGCUUUUUCUUCUCUCUCUCUCUCUCUCUCUCAGUCAAGUGCCAUUCCCCGUCCCUGGCAGUGGGCCCCCCAGGCGCUGCCUCCCUGUCCCCCAGAGCUGCCCUUGGGUGGGUGAAGGAAGGGUCCCAUCCCGCCCUGAGCCUGCAGGGCUGGUCUCCCCCUCCUCCCUCGGCGUUGGGGUGGUGAGGAGGGCGUGAAAAAUCCCUCAGAGGAACUUUCAGGGAACUAAUUACCUCCCCCCUGUGCUCCCUCCCACCCCGUGACCUUGGACCUGCUGCAGCCACACUGGAGAAGCCAGUUUCCCAAUUUUAUCUCAUUGGAAAGGUUCAUCAGAAUAACUGUGGUAUGCUGCAGGGUCUGACAUGAGGAGAGGUGAAUCCUCUGUUCCCCACCACCCUGAGCACACUGAGCUUGCCACGUGUGAUCUUGUGUUCUCCCUGCUCACCCCACUGUUCGCCCCCCUCACCCCAAACAUGCUCCAGGGAUUUGAAUUGGGAUGAAUAACGUCCCCUGCAGCGCAGAUCCAGCCAGGCCGAGCGGGUGGGACCCCCCUCCCCACCCCAAACUCACUGUGAACAAGGAAAAGCCCAGCCCAGCCCAGCCCCUCCCCUGGAGUUUCCCACCCUGGUGUCGCUUUAGGAAUAGAAGGAGAGGAAGGGCUAGGGGGUCCCCAGCCACCCACCCCUCCUGCAGCUGCAGGGGACACGGUGGUUUCUCUGAGUCUCUCCCCCAAGCUCCUUCUUCUCCCUGCUCCCCCCGGGCCCUCCCCAGCUACAAUAAAAGGGCUUUUCUUUGGUGA